Molecule: messenger RNA, 1208 nt
Organism: Salvia hispanica
Lineage: Eukaryota; Viridiplantae; Streptophyta; Magnoliopsida; Lamiales; Lamiaceae
Product: E3 ubiquitin-protein ligase RZF1-like
Biological process (GO): protein ubiquitination; ubiquitin-dependent protein catabolic process
Cellular component (GO): nucleus; cytoplasm
Molecular function (GO): ubiquitin protein ligase activity
Source: RefSeq, a predicted model, not a curated record
CUCCAUAGGCAUAAUUAGGGAGGUAACUUUAUAUGUAUAUACUUGCUCCCUCUCUGAAUUUCCUGUUCUUGUCGUUUCCAUCUCCUGAAUUAAAGCAUAAAUGUGAUCCUUUUAAGCUAAUCAAUUUCGUGGCUGCUGGCUCUAUCUAGAAGGAAGAUUGCUUCACAAAUGCAAUGUUUCCAAGCUAGAAUUGCAAGUACGAAGCAAUCUAAACUCUCAGAGUGGUUGUGGAGGUAGCAAGAAAGGAGGGAGAGAAAGAGAUAGGAUGCCGAGUGAAAGGGGAACUCAUUGGUGUUAUAGCUGUAGGGCAAGCGUCACUCUCCGGAGGAGAAAUGCGGAAUGCCCCAACUGCCGUGGAAGUUUCAUCGAAGAGCUCGAGGAUACAACAGGUGUACCAGAUGAGGAAUACAUCCAAGAGCCGAGGUUCAUGGAGGCAGCCACAAGCUUCCUAAGGCGGCACAGGGCUGUCGUGAGCAACAUAUCCGAGAGAGCCUCUCAGAAUGGCAACUCUUGGAACUCAUUCCUCGUUUUCAGUGGAGACAUGCCGCCCACAAUGCCCGGCAGUGGCAGCCUAGUGGAGUUCCUAAACGAGACUCUGGGGUUCAGACGACAGAAUGGGGGCGACUACUUCAUUGGACCCGGCGUGGAGGAGUUCUUCGAGCAAGUCACCAGCGAUAGCAGCCGUCAACCGGCUUCAAGACCCUCCAUCGAUGCCCUGCCAACUGUCAAGAUCUCGAGGAGGCACGUUCGUGCAGAUUCCACCUGUGCUGUGUGCAAAGAGAGAUUCGAGAUGGGGUCGCAAGCGAGGAAGCUUCCUUGCAAGCAUUUGUAUCACUCCGACUGCAUUGCCCCGUGGCUGCAGCAGCGCAGCUCCUGCCCCGUCUGCCGCCAGCAGAUAACUGACGGUGGCAGUGAUCAAGCAACAAGGAGGCGUUGGUCUUUGUCGUGGCCGUUUGGCUCGUCUCGUUCCGGUAGUAGCCGUCAGGGAAGAGGUGGAGAACCUAGCCACCAGCAUGUUCAGAGGCCUAUUCAGUAUUAAGGUCUUUCAGCUACCACUGAGACUCUCUAUUUCGUAGUAAUAAUUUGUGUGAUCAUAGUGAUUGAUCUAUUUGAAGGAAUAAGAUCACUCGCAGACAACAACAUAAUGGUACAUUUAGCUGAAGAAUUUGUACCUUGUUUUCCUAUGAAGAAAGUUCCAUUUUUAAGCA